This is a messenger RNA of Clonostachys rhizophaga, 1878 nucleotides long. NCBI's taxonomy places the organism in Eukaryota, Fungi, Ascomycota, Sordariomycetes, Hypocreales, Bionectriaceae. The record is from the annotation of a GenBank genome assembly.
AUGCCUGGCAUCACUAACAACGUCAUCCCUGAGGCUCGGCCUGACUCGAAGAUUUUGAAUGGGGCAGAGCAUGGCAAUGGUACAAGCAAGGAGAAUAUCUUAAACCAAGGUGACAUAUCAAGGCAUGCAAAUGGCACUGCCCCUGCUGGCAUCUCAACCACACUUCCAGAUAAGCCACUCCCAAGGGUAGCGGAUGAUUUGAUAGAUAGAUCAAUUGACCAGCCCCCUCGUCUGCGGGUAGCUGUGAUUGGAGCAGGGCUUGCAGGCGUCCAAGCCGGUGUUCUCUUACCUGCAAAAGUUCCUAAUAUUGAGCUGGUUAUAUUCGAGAAGAAUGCUGGAGUGGGAGGAACCUGGUUUGAAAACAUUUAUCCAGGCGUGCGCUGUGACAUCCCUGCACAUGUCUACCAGUCGACGUAUGAGCCAAAUGUCAACUGGUCGGAAGAGUUUGCCCAAGGGGCCGAGAUUCGAGAAUACUGGGAGAAGGUGGCUUCUAAAUACGGAGUCUACAACUACGUCAAAUUCGGGCACAAAGUCGAAGAAAUUUCCUGGGACGAGGACACCUCUCAGUGGACCGUCAAUCUGGAUAUCACGGAAUCUGGGAAAAAAGAGUCACAAACGUUCGACUUUGUCAUCACGGCAAUCGGACGCUUCAACGCCUGGAGGCUUCCAGACUACCCCGGGAUCAAAGACUUCAAAGGAAUUCUCCGACACACUUCCAAUUGGGAUAAAACAUUCGACCCUGCCGGUAAGAGGGUCGCCGUAAUCGGCAAUGGAGCCAGUGGAAUCCAACUUGUGGCCAACAUUCAAUCUCGAGUAGCUCGCCUUGAUCACUACGUCAGGAACAAGACAUGGAUUGCAGCGUCUUUUGCUGGAGACGACACCUCUAUUACUCCAAAAUUGAUCCCGGAGAGUAAAAAAGAGGAAUUUAAGGACCCUGAAGUCUAUCUCAAGUAUCGCCAGGAACUAGAAGGCAAGUAUUGGAGACGCUUUGGGGGUUGGUACAAAGGAACGGCAGAAGUCCAAGAGACUAGAGAGAAAUUCAUCAAGAUUGCCAAAGAGCGACUCAAGAACAAGCCAGAGCUUGUGGAGCAUGUAAUCCCGGAAUUCUCACCCAACUGUCGCCGACUAACGCCUGGCCCGGGGUAUUUUGAGGCCAUUGAUUCUGAAAACGUCGACUAUAUCCAGACCAAAAUCAAAUGCUUCACCGAAACAGGCAUCGAAACAGAAGAUGGGAUUCACAGGGAAGUUGAUGCUGUUUUCUGCGCCACAGGUGCCAACGUGGACAUGGUACAGCAAUUCCCCAUCCGAGCCUAUGGCCAUAACUUGGGUGAGCUCUGGCACAAAGACGGAGCGUACGGUUUCCCUUACAGCUAUCUUGGAAUCGCCACACCGGGCUUCCCCAAUCUUCUCUUCACUCUCGGACCUUAUGGUGGUGCUAGGUCUGGUACCGUGACACACGGAGUUGAGAUCCAGCUUACUCUCUUCGCGAGGAUCCUUCGCAAAGUCUCUCGAGAAGGGAUCAAGGCCAUCGCCCCAUCACCGAGAGCAACUAAUGAUUUUGCGCAAUAUGCAGAUUCAUUCUUCAGCAAGACCGUGCUCUCUGAGGAUUGUAGCUCUUGGUAUAAUGGUGGCCGACCAGGAGAGCGUGUCCACGGUGUUUGGCCAGGAAGCGCGGCCCAUAAGUCGAUAGCCUAUCUCGAUCCAAGAUGGGAGGAUUGGGAAUAUGAGUACAAGACUCCCGAGAACCGAUUCUCUUUCUUCUUUGGAAAUGGCUUUACAGCGAAAGAAACAAGCCAGGAUGAGAGUAUGACGGAUUAUCUUCAACCUGGGCCACAGGACCUGAGAAAAUUGCAUGAAGGGUGGUGGAGAAUACCCUAG